This is a messenger RNA of Anthonomus grandis grandis, 9020 nucleotides long. RefSeq names its product guanine nucleotide-binding protein G(o) subunit alpha-like. Gene Ontology annotation, molecular function: GTPase activity; G protein-coupled receptor binding; guanyl nucleotide binding. The record is from RefSeq and is a predicted model, not a curated record. Gene Ontology annotation, biological process: adenylate cyclase-modulating G protein-coupled receptor signaling pathway. The transcript has 5 exons. Lineage: Eukaryota; Metazoa; Arthropoda; Insecta; Coleoptera; Curculionidae. The coding region runs from base 332 to 1411 and encodes 359 amino acids. Gene Ontology annotation, cellular component: heterotrimeric G-protein complex.
ACGCUUUGCUUCUUCACGCUUAUCGCUUUGUUUAUUUCCUAACCUUACCCUACAUUCCGUUUGUUUACUUUUUUGCUCACUGAUAUUAUUCAAUUUACAUUGAUAAAUAAUGUAUUUCCCCAGUGAUUAAAGAGUUUAUUUUGUGAUAAACACAGAAAAAAAUUAUCGGCCUUUUUACAUACCCUAAGAGUAAUUAAUAUAUUCGCGAAAACCCAAUAUAACUUUGAAUUAAGACUGACCUUGAAAGUUUGAAAGCCUUUUAAAAAAUUAAAGGGUUUUAAACCAUAAUCUUUGAAAUAAAACUUUAAGUGUGUUUCGUAAUGAUUUUGUCAUGGGGGCAUGUUUAACGUUAGAACGUGAGGAGGGCAAAGCAAAGAGGCGCAGUGAAGAGAUUGAUAAGCAGCUUGGUGAAUUUGCUAAGCAACAAAGUAAUGUUAUCAAAAUUUUAUUAUUGGGUGCUGGGGAGAGCGGCAAAAGUACCCUAGUGAAGCAAAUGAAAAUCAUCCAUGCAGAUGGUUUUACUCGAACAGAACUGAAUAGUUUUAGACCAACAGUCUUAGAUAACCUUUUGUCUUCCAUGAAGUAUGUCUUAGCAGGCAUGGGUUUGCUUAGGAUAAAUUUAGAAUUUUCAAGAAACAAAGUCCAUGCCAAAAAUGUGUUGGCAGCAGAAAGUUGCUUUGACAUGAGCUUUACUGUAUUGCCACAAGUGGCUGCCAGCCUUCAGGCUCUAUGGUCUGACCGAGGAGUGAGGCUAGCUGUGGCAAGAGGAUAUGAAUAUGAACUAAACGAUUCUGCUUUAUAUUUAUUUGAAAAUAUGGAACGAAUCUGUGAUCCAAAAUAUGUGCCAAGUCCAACAGACGUCCUGAGGGCCAGAGUUAGGACUCAAGGAAUCAUUGAGACUCAGUUUCGAAUUCAGGAUAUGAUCAUUAACAUGUACGAUGUAGGAGGACAAAGAUCGCAAAGAAGGAAGUGGAUAUAUUGUUUUGAUGAUGUUAAAGCUGUUCUUUUUGUAAUAUCUUUAAGCGGAUACGAUAUGACCCUUAUAGAAGACCCCAAUGUUAAUCGAAUGGAAGAAAGCUUAAACUUAUUUGGCCAAAUCGUCAAUAAUCCGUUUUUUAGAGAAGCCUCGUUUGUGUUAUUUUUGAAUAAGUUUGACCUUUUUAGGGAAAAAAUUCUUUACUCCAAACGGCAUUUAAGGUUAUACUUUCCCGAUUAUAAAGGUCCAGACAAAGAUGUCGAUAGAGGAGCAUUAUUUAUCCAACACAAGUUCAUUUUAAAAAAUGGAGAUUCGAGGAAAGUUCUAUACCCGCAUUUUUGUACCGCAACUGAUACAGCCAACGUACAAGUCGUUUUUCAGUCUGUGAUGGAAAUGGUUAUUUCAGCCAAUUUGGGGCAGGUGACGCUUUUAUAAAAUAUUUUUGUGGUAUUGCUGGACUUUGUCACAGGUAAUUUACAUUUUAGUUAACUCUUGUGUCAUUUACAAAAUGGCCAUAGGGGUAAUAAUAAGUUAAGAAAAAAUAUGCAAAUGGUUGUUAAAGUGCAAUAUUAAUUACUAUGCGCACAGUCAAAAUUUGUCAGAUCUCGAUGUUAUACAAAUGCCUUAAACGGAUAUUUUUUUGAUGUAUUUAAUGAAUCGUCAAAAUAUUGCGCGUUAUUCAUCACUUACUUAUACAAUUGGUGGUUUUUCUAUAAUCUUUGAUAUUACAAAGAAUCUCCUAGUUCCUAAAAUCCUCAUGCCUAGAUAGAUAAAAAUAAUAAUGCUAUUGCCUGAUAAUGUAAACUAGGUAGUUUUUUAUAUAAUUAUGUCAUGUCUCUUAGAGUGGUUGAUGCUUUACUACUAUCGUAAACUUACGAUAAAAUAUAAAAACAGAAAUAUUGAUUAGAUCGAGAUAUCUACUUUUAAAGAGGUAAAUUUAGUUUCAAUUUAAUUUAUUACAUGCAUUCUGCCGUGCUAAGACGAGGUCGUAUCGGAUUUGAUUAAAGUUUUGAGAAAUGUAAAGAUUUAAAGUAAAGUAGAGACAUUCGUAGUAAUAAAGUAGAGACGUCUUUAAAAUUCAAUAAGUAAAAAAAUAUAUGUAUUAUUUUGUCAAACAUUUAUAUUUUUAGCAUAGUUUAUGCUUAUAGGUAGUUUAUGCUUAUAGGUGCCUUUAUUAAAAUAUACUUAAAUUGUUUUCAAAAGGCUGUUUGGUAAUACGAUUCAAAAAAUACAAAUUAAGGAAUCAAAAACAAAUAAUAUAUAUUUAAGAAAAAGGUACAUUAAUAAUGAGUAUGUUCACCUCUGGCUCUAAGAACUUCGGCACAACGAUGUGGCAUGCUUUCCACCAAAUUUCUGAUUAUUUGUUGUGGUAACUGCUCGUAAAUCGUUAAAAUAACAUCUGCAACUUGGUUCAGAUUUUGGAAGGGUUGAUGAUCCUUCAAACGUCUUGCCAGUUCAUCCCAGAGAUGCUCAAUUGGAUAUAGAUUCGGGCUGGCAUGGCCAUCUCAUGACAUUAAUAUUGUGCUCCUGCAGGAAAUUUCUCACGACCCCGGCUACGUGUGGCCUGGCCAUAUUUUGGGCAAAUGGGACAACAUGAGGUUCCAAUAUCUCCUCUAUGUAACGGACAGCCGUUAAAGUCCCUUCCCGAAAUACCACAAGGUCCGUGUGUCCUGUCAAAGUAAUACCAGCCCAUACCAUUAUUGAUCCACCUCCAAAUGGAACAAUUUCCUGCACACAGUCAUCCAAAUAUCGUUCACCGGGACGUCUCCAUUCACGAACACGCCCAUCAGUAUUGCAUAACAUGAAUCUUUUUUCAUCUGUAAACAUUACACUGGCCCACUGCUCUAAAUUCCAAUUAAGAUGCUCUUGACAAAAGUUUAUACGAUUUGCUCGAUGAGCUGGAGUUAAUCUAGGGGCUCUAGCAGGUCGUCUGGCAUGGAGUAGUCCUUCGUGAAGUCGGUUUCGUAUCGUUUGCUCCGAAAUUCGCGUUCCCACACAUAAGGGGAUUUUGCGGUUUUCUAGCAGUAGCAGCCCCUAAUUGCCCAAAGUGGUAAAAAACGAUCUUCUCUCUGCGUUGUUGCCUUUUGUCGAUUCGAAUAAGUGGCCUCUUUUUACUAUGCCGUAAAUUUGGUAGCGAUUCCAAGCUUUGGAAAAUCAAGCUCUCAAAAAUUUUUACGUUUAAGGCUAAUUAUUUAAAUCUAAGUAGAUAUUGCUAUUUUCAAUUAUUGAAGUAAAGCUUGGAUAAUUUUCUAAUUAAGAUAUAGUUUUUGAUAGAGGGUGCAUUCAAUUUGAUAGUUAUCAGAAGUGAAAUAGAAAAAUAUUCAGAUACGAAGGUGAAUAUUUAUAAAAUAAGGCAACAAAAUUGGAUAUAUCUACGUUUUUAUUACAAAUUGUUGAUAAUAAAUACUAACGGUAUAAGUUUUUAACAUUGGUUAUAUUCGGCAAAACAAUAAAAGAGAAAUAAUCCAUAUAACAACUCAAAAUAUACUUUAUUAUUAUAAACACAAAAUUGGUCAUCAAUUUCUAUGAAAAGAACAAUACAUGUAUGUUAAAUAUAUGCUAUAAAAAGAAUCAACAUUUUCAAAAUACACAUAAAUCUGUUAGUAGAACAAUCAAGAACAUACGGUGAAUAAAUAGAUAAAAACAACACUAAAAUGUACAUAAUAUUCAAUUCAAGAUCUCAAUAUCAUCCAAUGAAUAGGUCUGUUCUAAUAUGAGUUCUUUAAACAUGCGUUAUAAUAAGAUGAAGGCAGUGAUUUUCUUGUCAAAGCCAAUGUGGGUGGGUAGUGGAAGAGGCAAAACACCCUAGUUGGGUAUCUACGAUUCUUCUCCAGGCAUGGAGAAGAAUCAAUUAAAUUAAAAUUUAGAAUUUUUAAAUUUAAUUUAAAAUUAUUAAAAAUAAUUAAAUAAUUAAAAGAAAUAUAAAAUUUAAAAUUUUUGUGGUUUUCUUCCUUUUGCCCAUGAUAUUUCUGUGAAAACAAAUAGCUAUCACAAAAGUAAGUAAAUCAUUGGAAAGCAUAUUAAAUGCAGUGGUUUUUGCUGAAAAAAAACAUGUCCCUAUUUACCAAAUUUUAGAAAAACGACAACGAAGAAGAUACCACUAAUUUUAGAAAAAAUGUUAUACAACUUUUUUGUUGCAAAUGACUUGUUUAAUCACCUCUUAAAGUUUGGCGGUUUUUACAGUAGACACCUUGAAUAAUCGUCAAGAAAAUAAAGAAAACGCUUCAAGCGGCUCAGUAGGAGCAUUAGUUGGGCCCACUGGGCCAGGUCUAAUAAAAACCACAUUUCUGGCAGGAGUUUUUCCCGUUUCAGAUAUUGGGGCUACAUUACUCCACUCCACCCAUCUUUGCCAAAUAAAUGAUCAGGGAGAGCGUUUUCCUGAAUCAAAAUGCGAUUUCAUCAUCAUUGUGCAAUUUUGCUUUUUUGAAUUGUAAUUUAUUAGUACGAGUAUCUUGCUUCCUUUUCUGAUCCGUCCUCCAUACCGCCUGUAAUUCCUCAUUAUAUAAAUCCUCAUCUAAUGAAUCUGGAACGAAAUCUCUGUCGGCAAUACUGUCGUCACUAUCAUAAGCAGUAUCUGUGUCACUAAAAUCACUUGCUGCAUAAAUGUCUUCUAAAUCCUUGUCGCUCAAUAUUUUUUUAGAUCUUAAAAUGUUUUUCGCACCCUUUCUGACUAAAAAUAAUAAGGUGAAGUGGGGUAAAUGUUUAGUAAAGUUGCGAAAGUUUAGGUUUAUUUAUUAAUAAAAAAUAAAGCAGAAUCAAACACAAAUUUCCCGUUUUAUUUAAAAAAUCUUUCGUCUUUGCUUAAUAUAUUACCGCAAUUCUAACGCUUACUUUUUAAUUUUAGAUACAUUUAGACUUAUAAUUUCUUUUUAAAACAAAGUCUAUACUACACACUUUCUCUCUAUUUUGGGGCAAGUGUGUAGACAACUGGUAUCCUCUAUAUGCCUACUUUAAGAAGAAUAUGGGGCAAAUGUGUAAAACUUACCUAUAUUGCGAUUGUUUUAAAAUACUAAGACUUGGCACAAAGUGACAUGUAGGUGAAUAUUUUUUAUUUAUAAACACAAAAUGAAAACGGAAUAUUCUAUGCAAUGAUUAUAACUAAAUGUAAAUCACUUAAACAAGUUUAUAAACAUGAAUUAUUGAAUAUUAUAUGCAGAAAAAUUUACAUCAAAUUUUAUUAAACCUCGCCGACCGGUUCAAACGGGAUUUGGGAGAGACCUUAUAAUGUCGCUUCUGCUAACUAUAGUACAUUCUUCGGGAUCUUUCCAUGUGAAUGUUGAAGAAGCCAAGGGGUCUAAAGUUAGCACUUUUUUGGUUAAUUUUAUUUCCAAUUCUUCAUCCUCUUUAUUAUGAGAGAGUCAAUUUGAAGUCUUCCAAACUAGGGCUUGAACUAACAUCCCCCAUUCUUACAGGUUUGCUUAGACUCCAUCGUAGCAUGCAACUGGUAUCGUUUGUUCGAUUUUGAAAAUAUUAAAUUUUUAGUGAAACAAAUCCCGCACAUGGAUAGUACCAAAAGAAUUAAAGAUCAAGCUCAUUUUUUAGGUUUUGGAGUUUGAAAUUGGAUGGAUGAAAUAACCAUGAAUGAGGUUCUUGGUAAUUCUGAACUGCUUAGUUCGAUUAAUAAAAAGUAGCAAUAAAUAGGCAAUUUAUAGUAGACUUGUCCGACAAAAUAUUUUUUUGAUUUUUUCCCUAAAAGGCAGACUAGCACCCAGUCAUCUUCUUGUAUAUCUGUAGAAGGCUUACUGAUUUGCUCCAUACAUGCAUCAACUGCUUCCGCGUUUCUCAUCUCUUCCUCUAUUAUAUCAUCAUCACUCUCUUGGAAUAUAAUUUCUUCAUGACUUAUGUCCUCUUCUUCAUUCAUGGAAUUUGGUUUAAAUUUUUUGCGCCGAUUUAUUUAUUUGAUUUUUGUUUUAAACAGUCCAAUCCUUUUCGAUCAAGCGACAUAUAACUUCCUCAGAAGUUAUAAUAUCGGUUCUGAUAUCCGCAUCGGCUCCAGAACACACUUUUUUUUUCUUUACUUUUUCGGGUGCGUUAGUCUGUUGAACUGUAGACAAUAGCAAUUCUUCAAAAGAGUAUCGCUGUUCUGGUAGCCCUUGGUAUCCACUUGGACCUGGUUUUGAAUAAGGGCUUGACAAAUGAGGAUGAUUUGUAUCUUCUCUGUUAAUAUUUAGGGAAUGUUGUCUCAAAUGUUUGGCAAUAGCACUAUUGUCCUUUUGACCUAGAUUUGAGGGUCCUGGUUGCAAUAUAUCCAUCGACUCAUCAGGAAAUCUUCGUACCCCUUGAUGUUGCUCCCAACUCUUGUAAAAUAAUGGAUCGUACUUUUCCUUGUCAACAACACAUGCAUUAAAUCGAAAAAUAUCUCCUUUCUUAAAACCAUUAGAUAUAAUUUCGUGGUUAGUUUCUUUCCAUAUUUUACAAACUAAAGAGCUAAAUUUUUUCUUUGGAAUUUGACCCUCAUUAUGCUUCUGCCAGUUGAUCAACUCAUACUCCUAUCUAACUUUUAAAGACUUAAAAACACUGAGGUCAAGUGGUUGUAGAAUAUGGGAUAAAUGGGGUGGUAAUUUAAGAAUGAUCACCCCAUUCUCCCUGGCUGCUCUAAUUAUUCUUUCAUCCACGUGGGACGCGUGACUGUCAUAUAUCAACAAGACUGGUCUUUCUGGGCCAAAGGAUUCUAAUAAACUUUUUUUAAACUAUUGUAGAAAUAUAUCGGAUUCCAUCCAUCCGUUUGCUGUUGUGGCAUACGUUAUUCCAGGGAAUUCUUCAUCACGUGGAGCAACCCAUUCCUGCCACAUAUUUUUUGCCUUGAAAACUAUUAACGGUGGCGCCUUAAACCCAUCUGCACUAACAGCCAUUAAGACCGUAAUAUUUUGCCUUCCACUGCCUGCAGUUGUUCUAGAAGAUGGAGCUCCUCUUUUGCCUACUAUUUUUGUCUUGCUUGGAUCUAGACAAAAAUUGGUUUCAUCAAGAUUCCAUAUUUGCCGUGGUUUGUCGUGCAAAUUUAGGGAAUCCAACUGUGUUUUUAAAAUAUCAAAGUAGCCAUUAAUUACGAAUGGAUCUAAGCAUUUCCUUCUAGCAAACUCCACUGAUUGGGGUUUUUUAGUGGAUAAAUUGUGGCGCUUCGAAAAACUUAUAAAUCAAUCUUUACCUGGCCGGCCUGCUCUAAAUGGCGUUUUAAGUUUAUUUAGAAUGACAUACUUUUCAACAAUAUUAAAUACCUCUCGUCGAGUUAGUCCCCCCCCAUUUUUCCAUUGUUAUUAAACAUUGAGCAACCUUUCGUCUUGUUCGCUGGAAAUCGCUGUACUUCUUCCCAUCGUUAAGCUCUUUACACCUCGAUAACCUCGUCGAUGAUAGCUCAGGGUCAUUUGUGGAAUGUUAUAUUUUUUGUGCGCGCCGUAUUGAGUUAUCAAACCUCUCUCAAUUUCAUUUAAAGCCCUUUUUAAUGUAUCUGUAGUGUAUGAAGUUUUUCUACUUGAAGUUCGUUUAUAGUUUCUAACCAUGUUUGCCUGAAAAUAAGGAAAAAAUAUAGGUAAUUAAUAAUGAAUUUUGCUAAUCGUAGGAAAGGGGUAAGUGUGUAGUAUGCUACACACUUGCCCCGCCUUAAUCACUACACAAUUGCCCCAAUAAGUUUUUUUCAUGGGGCAACUGUUUAGUAAACAAAAUAUUUAGGUUAGUAGUAAAAAAAACUAAAAAUAUGAAUAGAUAUAUAAAAAUACAUACCUCUAAUCUCUGUCAAAACUGAUACUUAUAGAAAAUGGUAUUGUGAUCGUCGGAUGAUAGUGAAUUAAUCUAUAGCACUCAAAUUAUUUAACGUUGCAAAAAAUGCCUUCCGAAUUUAAAAAGCACGCUACGUUAAAAUACAUGACAUCUAUGACAAUUUAAUGUUUUAGAUUAGUGGGGAUAUAUGAUUGAAUACUUUUUUCAUAGAUGUCGCAGGUGUUUUGGCGAAAGUUAUUAUAUUAUAAUUUGUGUACACACUUACCCCGCGUACACUGUUACCCCACCUGACCUUAUACAUUUUUUAAACAAAUAGAAACAUGACUCACCAAACCAUACUCACGUUUUCACGUUCACCGUAAUCCUAUGGAAAUUGGUAUUCAUUUUUCUUGCUCUGUUUAUAUUAAAUUUUUUUAUUAAGAAAAUUUAGAAUUUUAUUUUUCAAUUAAUAUUCUGGUUUUUAUCAACAUCGGAUAUCAAAAGGUAAACAUCGCCCAGCAUAUAUGUUUUUCCGGCGUGGGGCUUUACCAGCACCUAUCCUAUAUAUAUGUAAUUAAAUAUUAUAACUAAUUCCCAACACUUGUUAUUAAAAAAAACAUUGUAAAUCUUAUUUAUUAAUGGUUACUGGCUAAAGAAAUAAUUAGUAAUUAAGACACAAAAUGAAAAAUCGCUUUACGAAUACUUUCUAUCCAAGAUAUUUGGUACUAAGCAUCACACUCUAUAGACACGAUUCUGUUUAAGUUGUCUAAUAUAAUUGUUAAAUAUCUGUUAGUUUUUAGUAUCCAUUUUUUAUUUAUCGUCUUAUAGUUUUAAGAAUCUCAUUUCUUAUUGAUAUUUUUCUUUUUUUAAUACUGUGAAACAGUUUUUAAGAUCUCUCGCUUUGUGUUCAAGAAAAUUUGCCAAAUUAGCUAUUGUAAGUUCAAUGUUUGCCAAUUUAGAUGUUAAGUCUGAUUUUUUAUAUUAUAUUUAGGGAAAUAUACACAGGAUGUCCCAAAAAAUAAAAAGUUUGUUUUUGCUUAAGGUUGCCAAUAGUAUUUUAAAAAAAUAUUCACUGCCCUAUGUUUAAAUGUAAAACAAACAAGUUAAAUAGACCCAUUUUUUUUUAUUUGGGACAUCCUCUAGAAUAUAUUAGGAAAUAGAUACAGUUUUUUAGAUUUAGAGUUUUUAAGGUCUUCCUAUUAGAACUUAGCCGUUUUUUAACUGUCUGUGAUAAGGCGCUUGGUUCCGUCAAUUAUCACAAUCACUUGUGAUUAAAAUGUGCAUUAUUUAAUAAGUAUUUAAAGAAAUUAUUGUUGUACUUUUUAAAUAAAUAAAGAAAAUAAAUGCUUGA